AUGACUCAAACCACGUCCGAACCGCCACGACCGGCAGACAUCCCAACAGCAUGUAACAUACUCCUCAUCGGCGAGACCCAGGCUGGCAAGAGCACAUUCGUUGAGGCCGUUAGACAGUACACCAACCCGAGCUACACCAUUGACAAGACCAAAAUCGGAACAGGCACCGUGUCAUUCACAAAAGAGGUCGCUCGCACUCGUGUUUAUACUGAUCUCCCAAGCUACAACGUCAUCGAAAAGUCAAAGGGCGUCCCCGUCGGUGCAUACCCUUCACCACCAAAAGUCAUCAACACAGAUGCCCUCAUGGACGAGGAAACGAGUUGGGAAGACUAUGAAGAAAGGAUCAAUAGGCGCCGAGGCCUGACGUUGGAAAGGGUGGCUCCUCAUCCGAGAACCCAGUACCAGUUCGACUUGUUUGAUACUCCAGGACUCAAUGAUACCAACGGCGAAGAUGAAGUCCACGUCAACACGAUCUUCCGAGCCUUGAAGCGCCUGGAUAAGAUCCAUCUGGUCCUCGUCAUGGUUGGCCCAAAUCCAUUCACACCUAGCUUCCAGAACGCACUCAAAUGUUACAUGGAUAUCUUUCCCGAGUUUCAAGGCGUGAUUGCGUUCAUACAUACCAAGGUUGACUGCACUGGCUUGCAUCCCCAGCGAACGGACUUUCACCGCAAGCUCGAGGAGAAGAAGAGGUUCCUUCACGAAAUUAUGGGACGCAGCAACUGCCAGCACUUUGUGAUCGAUUGCGACUUUGAGUCGACCAAGCCCAUUCGGGCUAGCAUUACUCUCAACACAAUUCGACGAAUCUUGUCCUUGGCGCCUUACAACGAGCCCGUCAGCAUCAACAAGCACUCCUUGCACAAGACCGCCAAGAUGAUGGCCAUGGACAGGAUCAUUGCCAACAAGUACUCUGCUAUGAUCCAGGCGAUUGUGAUGACUCUCAGCACAAAGGACGCUCUCCAAGGAAGCAUCCUACAGAAAGUCUACGAGCUCAAGACAAAUCUGAACACUCUGCGAGCGGAAAAGAGGGACGGAGAAGAGCUCCUUGCCGCAUACGACACGCAAGAGCCUGUGAUGAUCCACGAGGGCCGAUUCGACGAGCAGUGGAGAAUGGUCCACAUCAACCGUCCUCACCAGAUGUUUUUCCCCAAUCAAGAACACACGAUUCACAAGGUCGCUCUCCUGCAAGAAGCCACAGAGGUCCUGAAACAGAAAGGUGGCGAGGGCUAUACCGCCUGGGAGAUCGAGUUCCAGCGAAAGUCAUUUAACGAUGGCGUCCUCCACGCCAAAAUUUACACUACCAAUGCGGACAAGUACCGGUUGGAUAUCUCGAGAAGAAAGACUCGUGCUGUCUGUUUGCAAGCAGAGAUCCCAGAAGCUGAGGGGAGGUUGAGCGAGUAUGAGAAGACGCACGCGAGUCAGCAACGGGAGAUUGACCAGCUUGUUGAGCAAAACAGGCGGUACACGGAAUUGUUAUCCUUGGCCAAAAAGAACAGGCUCGAUCCAGACGUCUUUGAGCGGUUGGUGGAACAAAAGGCAUACGUAGGGGAAUCAGCCGAGAACGCCGUCAAGGUCGAGUACAUGUAUUUGCAAGUUGUGUAA
Molecule: messenger RNA, 1599 nt
Organism: Linnemannia hyalina
Lineage: Eukaryota; Fungi; Mortierellomycota; Mortierellomycetes; Mortierellales; Mortierellaceae
Source: the annotation of a GenBank genome assembly